This is a messenger RNA of Zootoca vivipara (common lizard), 5240 nucleotides long. RefSeq names its product interleukin 11 receptor subunit alpha (gene IL11RA). Gene Ontology annotation, cellular component: membrane. Gene Ontology annotation, molecular function: cytokine receptor activity; protein binding. The record is from RefSeq and is a predicted model, not a curated record. Lineage: Eukaryota; Metazoa; Chordata; Lepidosauria; Squamata; Lacertidae.
GAUGGCAGGAGGGAUGCUCCUGCGAUCUCCGAAGGAGGGAGGGAGACUAGCAUUUGUGGGUUCCCGGAACGUGGUCCUGUCCAGUUGCACCAGGCAGAGGAAAAAUCCCGUGGGUCCUAAGUGGUUUAAAUACUACUUGGGGAAACGGGGUGUCUGAAGGAGGCAGGCACUGCCGGAAUCUCUCCAUCCCUAUCCUGUGCAUAGGUUUCAUGACACGUGGGGCAUGCUCCGAGGGCGCCGGGCUGAGUUCCUCUCUCUGGCCGAUCGCAGCCGAAUGAGCUUGGCUCCUCCAGAGGCGACACGGCAUCGCUGAGUCACAAUCCACUGAGUCAGCACUCUGGGACCUCUGCGUCAACGGGGUCACCGCACGCGGUGGACUCUUUCGUAUCUGAGUCAGAGAGCAUUGGGAAGCAUUCGGUCCUGCGCAGCUGAGUUCAAAGCGUUUUGCAGGGCGCAUUGCACACAAGUCUCUGGCUGUUUUUACAACGUGUGUUUUCCGCACAGCGAGGGAGAGCGUCGUUACGGCUGCAGCCGUUUGCUUGCUAAAUGUAUUUACUGCACCGUUUAGGGCAAAAAACAAACAAACCCUCACAAAGCUGCUUCACGGCAUUUAAUAAAUAUACUAUUACAAAAGCUUGCCACUUGAGUGCUGUCGUGUUCCCACACUCAAAAAAGAAACUUCCAAAUUUAUUUCCUUCUGAUAAAAGUUAACUCUGGUGCGCUUCUGCAAUGGUGGUACAGGCUGCUGCAUGCUGCUGCUGCUUUUGUAGGAGUUGCUCAAACUUCCACUCAGGCUAUCUAAGCCGCAAUGUUUCUCUAGAUCUCCUGAGCUGAAGCUAAGCCAGACUUAUUACGCUGGCAGCAGUGACAGUAGUAGCAGCAGCCGCCCUGGCCGGUUGUAUCUCAUCCAACUCUCCAAGGUCAACCCAAAGCAACCUUUUAAUGGGGCCAUAAACCAGGAGGGAUGCUGACCCUUGUCUCCUGUGUCGGCAGAGUGGUGGUCCUCUUGGCGGCUGUUUCGGUGACCACGUCCAUCAUGAUGUCAGGAGAAUGGGGAGAAGAAGGGGUGACGUAUGCCCAGCUGGGGAAAGAUGUGAUCCUGACGUGUGCUGGAGCGAGUCCCGGCUCCUCGGUGGAAUGGCGGUGGAACGGAGGCACCAUCCUCCCGGAAGACUCAGCAAUACAGGCAGGGCAGCUUCUCCUGUCCCACACCCAGCUCUCCUCCAAAGGGGUCUUCAGCUGCCACGACACCAGCGGGGUCCUCCUCAGCUCCACCGUGCUCCGUCUCGGACGCCUGCCAGGGAGGCCCUCCAUCUUAUGCACGGCGUCCAACUACGUGAACGUUUCCUGCUUCUGGGAUUCCACUGUCGAGACCUUCCUGCCCACCAGAUACAUCACCUCCUACAGGAGUGGGUCCGUGAAUGCUGAAGCCGAUAAGCAAAGGUCUCCGCAGGGGCCCUGCAUCCAGGAUCCUGCCAAACCGUUCUCAUGCACCAUCCACGAUUCCAUGUUCUGGAAGGGCUUAUGGGUCAACGUGACGGAGGUGAAUCCGCUGGGCUCCAACUUUCGCCUCCUGAACAUCGUCAUGCAAGGGAUAAUCAAGCCGGACCCUCCGGAGCACCUUCAGGUGGAGCCAGUGCCUUCAGCACCCAGCCGGCUGCAGGUGAGCUGGGAGUACCCUUCCAGCUGGACCAUGGCGUCUCACUUUGAGCUCAAGUUCCGCCUGCGAUAUCGACCUGUCACCUCCACUUCCUGGUCCAUGGUGGAGACGGUCAAUGUGUCCGAGGUGAUAACGGACGCCUUGCUGGGCUUGCUUCAUGUGGUCCAGGUGAGCGCAAAGGACUUCAUGGAUGCUGGGAGCUGGAGCGAGUGGACCCCUGAAGCGUGGGCCACGCCUGCCACUGGACAAACUUUGGUACCCAGCGAAACAGCCACUGCAGCCAUCAAGCCAGAAAGCCCAGCGGAGGAGCCUUCUCUGGCCCCCAACAACGGGCCCAUUGGCCACAGCGACCCCACGGAGAAGGUGGCGGUUCUGGUGUCGCUGGGCGUCUUUGCCUUCUUCGUCCUGGCGGUGAUUCUGGUCUUCGCCUUUCUGAUGUGGGUCCGAAUGAAGAAGCACAGCAAAGAGGCCACGAAAAACCACGACCUCCUUGCCGCUGCCAUCCACAUGAAGGCCUUGCCCAAAGCUCAGAUCUUGUAGCAAGGACCUCUCCCCCCUCCCCACUGGCAGCAGGGACCCCCCCCCCACGCCAACAAGAGGGACAUCAACACCACUGACCUCGCCAGUUGCAGCUACAUCAUAUUGACUCUGGGGGUGGGGGUGCAUUGCGGGUGCCCCUCUGCUGACCCCCCCAUCACCAUGGAAGGACUCUCUUGGGAAAGAAGCUCAUCAACAGGACCUUUUGGGGUGGCGUAUUAGCCCUGGGGGGCACCCCUGCUGGCUGAGCACCAGCCCCCCACCCCCAAGACGACCUCUUCUCCCUCUGUUUCCACAUGGACUGAAUGCUGUUUUGGGACUGACCGGCAGCCUCUGGACAGCUAAGGAGGAGGAGAAUGUUGAGGUUUCCGUGCCCACUGAGCCUGGCAGAGGGCACCAGCGCCAGUAGGUGUUGGCCAGUUCAGCUUGGGGCAAAGGGACCACACACACACCCCGAGUCCGGUGCCCCCGCCACCCGUAAGGAGCCAGAGCGUGACUCUUGGGACAGGGGGGGCAUUUGGGGUACGCUGCCCUUCCCUCCACGGUUGCCCUGAGUCAAAGGCAACAUCGCUUAUGGGACCUGCUUCCCUGGAGCCCAGGCAGAGCAUGGCAGGGGUGUGGGUGUAGGUGUGGCAUCUGCAGGGCAUGGAGGAUUGGGGGUGGGAUCCUGCACCCCGUUCCAGGAAGGGAUCAUCAACCAGGAGGAGACUUCAGGGGGCGAGGCGAUGGCAAAAGCCUCCCCAGGAACCACAAAGGCAAGGAACAAGGAUGGCAGAGAUGUGGAAUUGGGGGCUUUCAAUAUGUCACUCCUGGGUUCCCAGCUCCCAGCAGCCCCAGUUAGGAUAAUGGGAGCUGGAAGCCAGAAACAUUUGGAGGGUCCCCAGCCCUGAAGGUGGGCGGCCGUGUGUGUGUGUGUGUGUGUGUGUGUGUCCGUGUGCACACUUGUAAACUUGUACAGAUGCAGCUACUCUCAGUGUUCAAAACCUGGAACUGAACUCUCUUCGUUGCAAUGAAUAUUUAGCAUACAGUGGAACCUCAGUUUAUGAACACCUCAGUUUACGAAUUUUCGGUUUACGAACUCCGCGGACCCAUCUGGAACGGAUUAAUUCACUUUCCAUUACUUUCAAUGGGAAAGUUCGCUUCAGUUUAUGAACGCUUCAGUUUAUGAACAGACUUCAGGAACCAAUUGUGUUCAUAAACCGAGGUACCACUGUAUAUAGAUGGGAGGACAUUACAUUCUGCUUGUAUCAGUUCAACUCAACUUCGGGGCAAAGCAAGCAGGAUGCUAGCAUUGCAUUGCACCCAAAGAAGAGUUUGGCACACGGCCAGCGUGCUGGAAAUGCGAGGAGGCUGGGCUCACUAAGCUUCCACGCUCUGGCAUUCAGAGGCAGCUCCUUGUGGGAUUCCUGCACAUUGCAGGGGGUUGAACGAGACGACCCUUGGGGUCCCAGCCAGCUCUACAAUGCUAUGAAUCUCUGCAAGUGGGCCAGUGCAAGGGCGGGAAGGAUUCUGGGCUUUGUUUAUUGUGCGUGCAGAGGGCAAACCACACCCUGAGCACCCUGUGGGUGCGGAUUCAGCCAUGAUCGUAACACAAAAGCUGGGAAAUACCUUGUUAGGGGUGCGUUGGUUUUUUGAGGGGGUGUUAAGAAAAAGGAGCAUGUUUCUCACUCUUGAUGACCAAGAUCAGCAUGUGGGGAACACCUGUUAGGACUUCAGAAGGUGGAGGCCCUGGAGGGGGAGGGGGCUGGGAGUGGGAUUUGUAGCUCUUUUUCUUUCCCCCUCCCCGCCAUGCCAGCCUGCCCCCCUUCUAAUCCCUAGGACCCCCCCCCCCCAAUAGCCCCUCUGUGCUUUGGACUUGGAGGACAGAAGAGCCUUCAAAUGGGAUCAGAUCAAAGGGUCCCAUCUAGUCCAGUAUCCCCUUCCAACGGUGGCCACUGAGGGGCCCAAAUGGGAAGCCCCCCCCCCCAAGCAGGACCCAAAGGUAACCCCACUCUCUCCACUGGCUGUUCCCAGUGACUAAGAAUUGUGCCGGCUCCGUGGCUGGUAGCCAAGGGAAUCUGUGCCUCCCCCUAAGCCUUUUUCAAAGCUAUCCAAGUUGGUGCCCCCCCCCCGUCCCUCUUCUGGGAAAAGGGGGGGGCUGCUUGAGGGUUCACACCUACACAGAGAGAGAGACACAUGCAUUCUUCACACAAUUAAUAUAGAGAUCAGGAGGCAGCUGAGGUGGGGGGAGAGCUUUCCUGUUGGGAUUCUUGGAGAUACAAGCAGUAGGAGGGAUUGGCGAGUUGGACGGGACCCCCAAGGGUCCUCUAGUCCAACCCUCUGAAAUGCAGGAACCACAACUAAAGUAUCUCUGACAGAUGGCCAUCCUGCAAGUCAACAGGGGGAGAGCAGAAGGCUUUCCUCUCUGCAACUCAGUGACUUCCACACUGCCCCCCCCCCAAGGUGGCCAAGGGCUUCUUCCGCAUGCAAGCAUUGGGAGUGCAUUCCCACAAAGACUCAGGAUCGACAGAAAGGUCUCCUUGCAGAGCAUCUUGCUACAAACUGCGGUGGCGUCUAUGGGCUUUAGCGCAAGACUGGUGGAGAUGGUCGGCCUCCAGGCACCCCUGGAACGCAACUCUCAUCAGUCCUGGCCAUCAGUUAGGCUGGUUGGGGCUGAUAGGAAUUGGAGUCCAGCACAGGAGGAGGGGUCUAGUGGUGGCUGUCAGCCACGGUACCUUCAAUAGAACCUCAAGCUUCAGAGGCAGUCUACUUCAGAACACGAGUGUUGGGAAUGGAGGUGCUGUGGCCCUCGCACUCUACUUGUGGGAUUCCCGGAAGCACCUGGCUGGCUGCAGAGGGAGACAAGAUGCUCGCUGAGAUGGAUCCUGGCCUCAAAUGCAGCCGCCACUCAUGGUCUUCCUAUGCCCUGUGGUUGUGUGUGUGGCCUGGUUCUGCAGAGCGAGGCGAACAAAUUGUCUGUCAUGUUUAGGGAGUGUGGCGAUGUGCAAGUCCCCCGGGGGCUUCUGCACACACCCCAGGAGUGUGUGUGUGUGUGUGUGUGUGU